AUGUCUCUUUUAAAUCAACGUGAUGAACUUUCAUCUGUUCGUCCAGGUGGUACAAAGGCUCCCAGCAGUACAAAAGAAAUUCAAGGUGUUAGUGGUUUGCCUGGUGGAGAUAUUAAGAAUGGGAAUCGUCCUGUCAUGACCAAUAGUGUUACUAAAGGUGAAAGCGGUGUUUUGAACAGGAACGAGAUGGAUGGAGAGCAGAAGGUGAUGGAACAAAAGGCAGGUGAGACAUUAGAAGUUCAAAGUCCGUUCAACGCGAGUAAACCGGGAACUGUCCUAUCUCCUCCUCCCCCUCCUGUACAAGAUCACAGUGGCGAUCAAACGGAUGUGGUGUCUGAACAAGCAAAGAAU
This is a messenger RNA of Trypanosoma theileri, 351 nucleotides long. RefSeq lists its product as uncharacterized. The record is from RefSeq and is a predicted model, not a curated record. The transcript has a single exon. Lineage: Eukaryota; Euglenozoa; Kinetoplastea; Trypanosomatida; Trypanosomatidae. The annotation marks the transcript as partial.